Ixodes scapularis (black-legged tick) is the source of this 477-nucleotide messenger RNA. RefSeq names its product cuticle protein 10.9-like. Lineage: Eukaryota; Metazoa; Arthropoda; Arachnida; Ixodida; Ixodidae. The transcript is spliced from 3 exons. Gene Ontology annotation, cellular component: chitin-based extracellular matrix. Bases 1 to 477 code for a protein of 158 amino acids. The record is from RefSeq and is a predicted model, not a curated record. Gene Ontology annotation, molecular function: structural constituent of chitin-based larval cuticle.
AUGUUUUCUAAGUGCUCUUCAUUUUUACAGGUUCUCGUGUGCUGCCUUUUUACCUACGUGGCUUGUGGAGUUGUUGUGGAACACCCACCACAGCCAUACAGCUUUGGCUUUGACAACGUCGACGAGUUCGGCACCCGCAUGACCCGUCAGGAGACUGGAGAUGAGUUCAACAACAAGGUCGGCUCCUACAGCUACGUUGAUGCCUUGGGUGUCACACGCCUCGUGAAGUACGUUGCCGACGCCACUGGAUUCCACCCGACCAUCGAGACUAACGAGCCCGGCACCAAAACCUCGGCCCCAGCCGACGCUGCGUUCUUCUCUUCCGCUAUGGAGGGCCCUCACCCGGUCGUCGUCAAGGCUGUUCACCCAGCCCCACUUGCAGUGCGCGCUGUCCAUGCUGCUUCUGUGGUUCACGCUACCCCCUUCACCUAUGCCCAUCAUUCUCCCCUUAGCUACGCUGUUGCUAAGCACUUCUAG